CUAGUAGCCAAAUAGCAGCAGAAGACGCGAGCGCUAUGUGUGCGCCUAGUAACAUCAAAAAAUCUCCCCGUUGUUCUCAACUGCCGUUGAUUUGUAUUCUUUGUUGUGAUAUUCUUUAAAAUUUUGUUAACAUCUAAUUGAAAGAGAAUUUUGAGUGUUUAUCCCAAGUGUUUUUGACGAUUGCAGGCGCAUUAUAACGUCCGAUCGGAGGUGGUUUAAAAAGCUGUGCUUGCUCGCGCGUACAAUCGGUACUUGUGUCACGUGGUGGCCACCCACGUUUCAGAUUGUGGGUAAACAAGGAGGAUAGAAAAUAUUUGUGCGUGUUGCGGGGAGCGGCAAAGUACAGUGAUCGGGCGACUAUACACGUUCGUCGUCGUUUGCUUUGGUGCGGUGUGUUGUUAGGGCCGGCCAUAACCGUGGUGUGUGGAAAAAUUUUGUCUCUCACUCGACCACGAUGUCCACGUAUUCUCGCACGCAAGAAAGCGACGCGUGGGCGCUUCUCGCACUUAAAUCGGCGCCGGCGAGUCCUUUUUCCAAGGGAACACCCAUCGCAAGACUCGAGGGUCGCGAAUUUGAGUAUAUGGUACGCCAGCGACGUAUCACCAUCGGAAGAAAUAGCAGUAAAGGCCAAGUCGACGUCAAUGUGGGCCAUUCUAAUUUCAUCUCCAGGCGGCACCUAGAAGUUUUUUUUGAUCAUCCGUUCUUCUUUAUGACCUGUAAUGGCAAAAAUGGAGUUUUCGUCGAUGGGGUUUUUCAACGUAAAGGAGCACCCGCUUUUCAACUGCCAAAGACGUGCACAUUCAGAUUUCCGAGUACAAACAUAAGGCUCGUGUUUCAAUCGUUAGUUGAUGAACAAGAACAAGGCAAUGUUCGUGUGCCUUCACCGCCAAAGCAGAGAGCACCUUUGCCACCACUUCGUAUUAAUAUUCCUGACACUGGUUACAGUAGUCCAUUUCCAUCACCAACGGGGACAAUUAGUGCGGCAAAUUCAUGUCCAGCGAGUCCACGUGCCGGUCAAGGUAGACGAAAUAUAUCGGCUGAUUUACAAAUGGUCGCUGCCUAUGCGGCGGCUGUUGCUAAUGAUCCACAAAAUUCGACGAACGAAAGACACGAGGGUGGACAGAGUACAAGUCGAAUGAUGAGUCCAGAACCAGGUGCCGAAUCACGUUAUCGCGGUGGUAAUAGUUCCGGUGCUAAUGGAACGUCAGCGCGUUAUAGUCCACCGAAAGAUGAAUCGAAACCACCAUAUUCUUAUGCCCAACUUAUUGUACAAGCAAUUGCAUCGGCACAGGAUAAACAAUUAACAUUGUCCGGCAUUUAUUCGUACAUUACGAAAAAUUAUCCAUAUUAUCGAACAGCCGAUAAGGGUUGGCAAAAUUCGAUUAGACAUAAUCUUUCAUUGAAUCGUUACUUUAUCAAAGUACCAAGAAGUCAAGAGGAACCGGGCAAAGGUUCAUUCUGGAGGAUAGAUCCACAAUCCGAGGCAAAACUUAUUGAACAGGCAUUUCGACGUAGAAGACAACGUGGUGUUCCUUGCUUUAGAGCACCCUUUGGACUCUCCUCGAGGAGUGCACCAGCAUCACCUUCGCACGGUGGAAUUAGUGGCUUGAUGACACCAGAAUGUUUAAGUAGAGAAGGCUCACCUGGUCCGGAAUCAUAUCCAGAUAGCUCUGUUCCUUCACCAGCUGGACAACUCACGAGUCAAUCAGCUCCAGGAUCUCCAGGGCAUCCUUAUGCUCCUCCACCUCCUCACAAAGGUCGUUUAAUGCAACAAAUUACAGUUGUUACUAAUGGUGUUAAUAACGAUUCAGCUAGAGAAGAUAAAUAUUUGGUGCCUGGGACCGUAGUGGAGGAGCAUUCUUUGUCUCCGUCAGGACAAUAUAGUCCAGCGCCUGUUAUUGUACAAACGACUUAUAAUUAUAGUGGGAGCUUUAUUGGCCCUGAAUCAGGUGUUGGGGUGGGUAAACGUGCUCAUGAAGAACCUGACAGCUCGCCAGGUUCACCGGCUCCACUUGCCAUUGUUGAAAGUCCUGAACCACCUGAACAUCAACAGUCGCAGCAGAAACGCCAACGCGUUCACGACUCAGAUGAUCAUUGAAUUAUCUAGACCUUUUUCUAUUGUAGGAUAUUGUUAUAUUAAUUCACGUAUCGUCAGAUGAUUCGCCCAUUUUCUUCCACUUGAACAAUGUGUGUAUAUAUUACAUAUAUAUAUAUAAAUUUUUUUUUAAAUUUAAAAAUACAAAUUAUUUUUUUUUUUGUAGAAAGUUAUUUUUAAUGUCUUAUUUGUUGAUAAAAAAAAGAAGGAAAUUAAGUUUAAAAAAAGAGAAAAUUUUUGUAGAAAUUUAAAAAACUUAUUAAAGUUUGUGAAACUUUAGUUAAAAAAAAAAGAAAUACUGUUCUUAUUGAAUAUGGAGGGGUGGGAGGGAGAUAUAUAACGAUUGGCAUUAGUUUUCUUCGUUUCUUUUUGGAAGAAGAGCGGCUAAUACAUCUGAGAUUUGCGUAGAGUCCUAACCCACAAUUAUUCUCUGCAAAACGAUCAAGUUAAAAUUAAAAAUUAUAACUGCUGAAACCGGUUACGUGUGCUUGUAAUGUUUAUUAAAAAAAAAUAUUUUCAAAACACUCAAAAAAAAAGAAAAAAGUUAUACAGACUUCACAUCGAGCUCUCAUCCUCCCCCCCACCCACCAACCCCUUGGCCAAUUGGUCACUCCACCCCCUCGCCCCUCAGUCAAUUUCUGACUUUGAGCUGAUCGAUAAAAAGAAACAAUUUUUAU
Leptopilina heterotoma is the source of this 2772-nucleotide messenger RNA. It is a transcript of the gene FoxK, whose product is annotated as forkhead box protein K1. The transcript has 5 exons. The coding region runs from base 455 to 2098 and encodes 547 amino acids. Gene Ontology annotation, biological process: regulation of transcription by RNA polymerase II. Gene Ontology annotation, molecular function: DNA-binding transcription factor activity, RNA polymerase II-specific; RNA polymerase II cis-regulatory region sequence-specific DNA binding; protein binding. NCBI's taxonomy places the organism in Eukaryota, Metazoa, Arthropoda, Insecta, Hymenoptera, Figitidae. The record is from RefSeq and is a predicted model, not a curated record.